AGGAUUUCAUCUCAUUUCAUUUCCCCCAAAAUCGAAUAAUAUUUAGGGUUAGGGCUUAAAAUAUGUUCCAUUCGAUUUUCCGGAGCAUCAAUUCAAUUCUGCCGGAUAAUGAAAAUUUACCAUUUUGAUGCAACCUGCUUUGCAUGCGAUUCAGACAGGGUUGCAUCUCUCCAUCAAAUUGCAGUCUGAGAAGUAAUUUGUAUCUGUAGUAGGAAUUGUGAUUCCGGAGAGUUAAAAUCUCUAAGGAUUGAAUGAAUUCUGUGGGGAUGGAUUUUUCGCGCGAAGGUGGCAUGGUGUUGGUUCCCACCCGCUUUGUGUGGCCCCAUGGUGGCAGUGUUGUGUGCAUCAGUGGCUCAUUUACGGGGUGGACGCAAUGGCCAAUGACACCUGUUGAGGGUUGCCCUACUGUGUUUCAGACCAUCUGCAGCCUACCAUGUGGUUAUCAUCAGUUAGUAGAUAAAGGUGCUGCAAUACAAGUUAAUAUGCGAAUCAGGUCUCGAUGUCAGUAUAAAUUUGUGGUUGAUGGCGAAUGGAGACAUGAUGAGCAUCAACCUUAUAUUAGUAGUAACAUUGGGACAGUCAACACUAUCCUUUUAACUCGGGACUCACAUUCUCGUCCUUCAACACCAAGCCCCCAAGUGCCUCCCCCGGGCCCUGUUUCCAGUAUGGACGUAGAUAGUGAGGCCUUUCAGCGUGUGGUUCAAGUGUCCGAUGGUACAUCACCAGAGUCCUAUCCAAGGAUAUCAGAUGCAGAUUUAAAAAUUUCCCGGCAUCGAAUAGUCGUAUUUUUGUCAACACACAUGGCCUAUGAGUUGCUUCCUGAAUCAGGGAAGGUUAUUGCGUUGGAUGUAGACCUGCCUGUAAAGCAAGCAUUUCAUAUUCUGCAUGAGCAGGGAACUCCUGUGGCACCACUAUGGGACUUCUCAAAGAGCAGAUUUGUUGGAGUUCUCAGUGCAAUGGAUUUUAUUUUGAUUAUGAGAGAGCUUGGAACUCAUGGAUCCAAUUUGACUGAAGAAGAGCUAGAGACCCACACGAUAUCUGCUUGGAAAGAGGCAAAGUUACAUCUGAAUAAUCAAGUUAAUGGGCCGUCAAGUGCUGUUUCGAGAAAACUUGUGCAAGCUGGACCUGACGACAGUUUGAACGAAGUUGCUUUGAAGAUUUUGCAAAAUGGUGUUUCCACAGUUCCCAUUAUUCAUUCUUCAUCAUUGGAUGUGCCACUCCCACAUCUAUUGCAUGUUGCUUCUCUCUCUGGAAUUCUAAAAUGUAUUUUCCGUUUUUUUAAGCAUUCACCGAGCUCACUACCAGUACUUCAGUUCCCACUUUGCUCACUACCUAUAGGCACUUGGGUGCCUAAAAUCGGAGGGCCAAGUCAGCAGCCAUUGGCAAUGUUGAGACCAAAUUCUUCCCUUAGUGCAGCAUUGAAUUUAUUGAUUCAAGCACAAGUUAGUUCAAUCCCAAUUGUUGAUGAGAAUAACACUUUAUUGGAUGUGUAUUCUCGAAGUGACAUAACUUUAUUGGCAAAGGACAAAGUUUAUGCACACAUUAAUCUUGAAGAAACAACUCUUCAUCAAGCAAUACAAUACCGCGACGAUCCUUUUUUGGCGCAUGGAUACAACAAUCAACGAUGUCACAUGUGCUUACGCACAGAUCCACUCCAUAAGAUCUUAGAAAAAUUAUCCCAGCCAGGUGUGAGACGACUCGUUGUUGUUGAAGCUGGAAGCAAGCGAGUUGAAGGUAUCGUUUCCCUGAGAGACAUUUUUCAGUUUCUCAUGGAUAGUUAAAAACAAAGGUAAUGAAUCAGUGGUUGGUCUGUACAAUUACAUUAUCUGCUGCUCAUUUGUGGUCGGGCUCAAGUUAAUAGGUACAAUGGUUAGAAAUUUAUGUUCAUCAGAUCGUGGCGAUCCCCAGGCCUCUCUGUUCAAUCUGUAGCGAAUUGAGCCGAGAGCCCGGGAGAGAGAACAGGAUAACUGUCAUCACCUUCUGCUGUCAAAACCAAUUUAGUCUUUUCUUGCUCUUAAA
Messenger RNA from Andrographis paniculata, 2019 nucleotides. RefSeq names its product sucrose nonfermenting 4-like protein. The transcript is spliced from 16 exons. Lineage: Eukaryota; Viridiplantae; Streptophyta; Magnoliopsida; Lamiales; Acanthaceae. The coding region runs from base 252 to 1781 and encodes 509 amino acids. The record is from RefSeq and is a predicted model, not a curated record.